AUCAGAGAGUGGAAGGUUUGCUGCUCAGCUGCAAUUCAGUUAAUAAGGAGGCAGAAACUUCAUCAUGAACGCAUCAAAUGUCACUACAGAGGACAGGGUUUACGCUGGGGUCUUUGGCUGCAUUAUGGUGAUAGGUCUGCCUCUCAACGCAGUCGCACUGUGGAUUCUUCUUCGUCGUCACAGCCUCCAAUCGCCCAACGCUGUCUUCAUGGUCAACCUGGCAGUAUCAGACCUGCUGGUCAUCAUCUCUUUGCCCAUGAGGAUCUACUUUCAUGCCACCCGCAGAUGGCCUCUGAGCAAUAAGGCGUGCCAAUUCAUCACAAUGCUUUUUCGCAACAACCUAUGCUCCAGCGCCUUCUUCAUUACUUUCAUCAGCGUGGACAGACUUCUGGCUGUGGUUUAUCCUCUGAGGUCACGCCAUCUUCGAACUUCAUCCAAUGCCUGGAAAGGAGCAGCAGUGGUCUGGCUAUUUGUGCUGGUAUUGAAUGUUCCAGAGACUUUGGACUUUCCAAAAAGUGCCAACGACAGUUGGUGUUUUGAUUUCAGUCCUGAAAGGAAACCAGGUUUAACUAAAGGUAUAGCAAAUGUAUAUCUUGUGUUAAUAGUCGCAAUGCUAGCAGUCAACAUUGUGUGCACCGUUAUGGUGUCUUGGGUACUGCACAGACAUCUCAGUGACUCUGCAAAGGUCAGCAACAAGAUGAACGUAAUGCUGAUAUUUGUCAUGAACUUGGUUUUGUUUACUAUCUGUUUCCUACCUUUGUCAGUAGGUGUAGUUACAGUUAAACCUACUGAAUUAAAGCCAUUGAUAUGUCUUAGUGCUGUGAACUGUUGUCUAGAUCCAUUCUUAUAUUACUUUUCCUUUGAUGGCUUCUGGAAGAAAAAAGAAGAUGCGGAUCCGACAAGAGAGCAGUGACCUUAGGACAUGUUAUUU
This is a messenger RNA of Maylandia zebra (zebra mbuna), 931 nucleotides long. Its product is annotated as lysophosphatidic acid receptor 6-like. Gene Ontology annotation, biological process: phospholipase C-activating G protein-coupled receptor signaling pathway; positive regulation of Rho protein signal transduction. Lineage: Eukaryota; Metazoa; Chordata; Actinopteri; Cichliformes; Cichlidae. Gene Ontology annotation, molecular function: lysophosphatidic acid receptor activity. Gene Ontology annotation, cellular component: plasma membrane. The record is from RefSeq and is a predicted model, not a curated record.